Molecule: messenger RNA, 1462 nt
Organism: Quercus lobata
Lineage: Eukaryota; Viridiplantae; Streptophyta; Magnoliopsida; Fagales; Fagaceae
Gene: BHLH92
Product: basic helix-loop-helix (bHLH) DNA-binding superfamily protein
Exons: 3
Coding region: 102-752 (216 amino acids)
Molecular function (GO): protein dimerization activity
Source: RefSeq, a predicted model, not a curated record
ACCAACUAAACAGGACCGUUGCAACCUACAACUGCCAGAAACUGAAAUUUGAACUACCCGGGAAAACAAAAACCCAGAGAAAAAGAAGAAGAAGAAGAAGAAUGAUGGAUUUGUUUUUCCCAAAGGAAUUGCAGUGUGACAAUGACAUCUUCUGGUAUGAGGCUUACAAGGCUUUUGAGGCUCUCCAGCCCCAGGUGAAUCAAAGCGCUUUUGUGCCUUACAGAGACACACCCAGAAAUGAAUUUGGGGCAGAGAAUUCAGGUAAUAUGAAAAAUUGUGUAAAUAUGAAGAAGAGAAUGGUGGAGUUCUUGAGGAGGAGUUGGCAUCCGAGGAAUGAAAUCCAAGAGUACGAGAAAGAGAGGGGUUUUCGGCACAUGAUGAACGAGCGAAUGAGGAGAGAGAGGCAGAAGCAAAAUUACAUGACCCUGCAUUCCAUGUUGCCCUUUGGAACCAAGAGUGAUAAGAAUUCCAUUAUUCAAACGGCAGCGACAAAAAUUCAAGUACUGCAGAAGUGUAGGGAAGAGUUGCAAAGGCGAAACUCAGAGGCUGAGAAAAAUUUGGCUGCGGUGGAAGGGGAAAGAGUUGGAAGAGCUAAGAUUAAACUAAAGGUGGCUAAUCCAACAUCUGGGGUUGAUUCCGUGGUGGAAGGUCUUAAAUGCUUGAAACACUUGGGACUGAAGGCCAGAACCAUCCGAUCAAAUUUCACUGCUCAGGAGUUCUCAGCUGAAUUGGAGAUUGAAACAGAGGGGUGAGGGUCUGCUCUAGUGCAAAGUCCAAACAUCAAGUGCCUUGUGCCUUGUCAAGUUGUCGCCAGGUAAGGAAUAUACGGUUGAAUUGCGUCAAUAUUGAAUGAUACAUUCGAAUUCGAACUACUAUUAUUCCAUCCAGUGCAAAGUCCAAACAUCAAGUGCCUUAGGGUGAGGGCCUGCUCUAGUGCAUAGUCCAAACAUCAAGUGCCUUGUGCCUUAUCAAGUUGUCGCCAGGUAAGGAAUAUAUGGUUGAAUUGCGUCAAUAUUGAAUGGCACAUUCGAAUUCGAACUACUAUUAUUCUAUCCAUUGGAAUGGAAGAGACUGAAAAGUAUGAGAGUUAAGAUCAAUUGUAAGGGGAAAAUUGGGACAAAUUACUCAAGUCACCGCGGUGUUUGCAAAAGAUUGGAAAGGGUGCUUGGGUGUUCGGCUACUUUUCUAAGGUUGAUACCAACCUUUCUGUCCAAGUUGAAGCUAAAUUGAAGGAAUCAAUUCACCUUCAGCUGCUGUUUUGUGGAGAAAUAAUAGCCAGAUCUCGCUACUAGCAGAAAUUAGAAAGCAAGUGAAGUCCAGCCCUUUUGAAUGUUAUCAUGGAGUAUGUCGCUAGUAAAAAUGUGCCACAACAAUUGUCUGUAAAAAUAUUAUAAAAUAAUUUGUACGUGUAACCUUACCCUAAUAAUUUUUUUUUUUAAACAUUGGAAAAGUAGACAUCAAA